AUGGAGCAAAGUGCUGAGGAUCCCGUGGACAGCCACAAAGACAGACCAAGCCUGAACUCUCCCUGGAAGCCAUUACAGUACUCUCAAAGGUGCCGCAAGAUCCCUCUGAAUGCCAAAUGCUCCCUCCCGACGGAGAGCGGCCAUCCAGAGCGCCGAUGCCAGGGGAGCCUGGUGCAGCUGGGGCCAGACCUAGAGACAGCCCUGCCCCCGACGGGAUCCUCCUCCUCCUCCUCCGCCGCCGCCGCCAUGCUGGGCCUCAACGCCAAGGGCCCCUUCGGCCUCCCCCCGGCCGCCCUCCACGAAGGGCCCUCCUUCCCCGCCGAGGCCUUCCGCCGCGCCUGCCUCGCAGGGCCCCAGCUCCAGGGCCAUAUAUUCGGAGGUGGCUUCGAGGAGAGCCUGCUCUUGGUCCGGGCUGAAGCGCUGGCGGCGGCGGCGGAGUAUCAGGCGGCGACCCUGGAGCCCCCCUCGUCUUCGCUGCCUUCUCCUUCGCCGGGGAAGGCCCAGGGCCCCUACUUCCAGGCCAUGAACAGCCUGGAGGGGGGCGGCGGAGGAGGCGACCUCCUGGAGCACCUCUCUCCCUCGGCGCUGCUGGGGGUCCCCGAGGGGCUGGGCGGCCCGAUGCCCGCCGGGGCUCCUCCGCUGCUGCCGCCGGCCUUAGCCGGGUCCCUGGAGCACCCGCCUCCUCCUCCUCCUGCUCCUGCUCCGCCGCAGAGCCCCUCGGACCCCCGGGAGCUGGAGGCCUUCGCGGAGCGCUUCAAGCAGCGGCGGAUCAAGCUGGGGGUGACCCAGGCGGACGUCGGGGCGGCGCUGGCCAGCCUGAAGCUGCCCGGCGUGGGCUCCCUCAGCCAGAGCACCAUCUGCCGCUUCGAGUCGCUCACCCUCUCGGCCAACAACAUGCUCGCCCUCCAGCCGGUCCUCCACGCCUGGCUCCGGGAGGCCGAGGCCGCCCACCGGGAGACGGCGCCCAGGGCCCCCGAGGGCUUCCCGGGAGCAGGAGCAGGAGGGCCAGGGCUGGGGCUGGAGCGCAAGAGGAAGCGGACCUCCAUCGCGGUCCCGGAGAAGCGCUCCCUGGAGGCCUACUUCGCCCUCCAGCCCCGGCCCUCCUCCGAGAAGAUCGCCGCCAUCGCCGAGAAGCUGGAGCUCAAGAAGAACGUCGUCCGCGUCUGGUUCUGCAACCAGCGGCAGAAGCAGAAGCGCAUGAAGUACGCCGCCGGAGGACACUGA
This is a messenger RNA of Sceloporus undulatus (fence lizard), 1224 nucleotides long. RefSeq names its product POU class 4 homeobox 3 (gene POU4F3). Lineage: Eukaryota; Metazoa; Chordata; Lepidosauria; Squamata; Phrynosomatidae. The coding region runs from base 1 to 1224 and encodes 407 amino acids. The transcript is spliced from 5 exons. Gene Ontology annotation, molecular function: DNA-binding transcription factor activity, RNA polymerase II-specific; RNA polymerase II cis-regulatory region sequence-specific DNA binding. The record is from RefSeq and is a predicted model, not a curated record. Gene Ontology annotation, biological process: regulation of transcription by RNA polymerase II.